AUGCCGUUAACCACUCUCUUGGAUGCUGAAAAUAAAGAGAUGUUUAUGCGUGUUUUAAAUAUAUCGUAUCCGUUGACUAUUGAAAAUGUGCAAAAGGAAAGUUGCAGUAUCCGUAUUAAACUCAAUUUUCCUAGCACUUCUGAUUCGGAUAUAAGUGUUAAAUAUAAAGCAAAUAUGAUGUAUAUUCCUGCAGGAUAUUACAGUUUGGAAAAAUUAAUACAUGUUAUAAAUUCAUACGUAGACGAAUACGAUGUAAAUUUUAGAAUCCUAAACGGCAGUAGAAUUGGUGUCACCUAUAACAUCGAGCGGGAGUAUUGGUUUUCCAAUGAGAGCAUUACAGUUAACACUCGUAAUCCUAAACAAAUCUUUCAAGUGUUUUCCCAAACAACCAAGGAAGGUGAUGAAUUAGAAAUUGAAUUAACAAAACCAUUGCAAUAUAUAUUAGGUAUGAAGGAAAUUAUAGUGCACCCAUUGGUAGAGGAUUACAAAAAAAUUAUUAGGCUCGUACGGGUUGGAUAGUUGCUCCAGAAACAUUUGCUAAAUACAAUUGGUUUCAUUUUAUGAAUAAAGCUAAUGAACAGGGCACUAAUGGUUUUGUAUGUUCAUAUAUGGGCACAUUCUUACCCGAUAUAUCGGAUGGUAUUGAUAAAAUGUUUAUAUAUUGCGAUCAGGUAGAAAACUCAAUUGUUGGUGAUACAUAUGGAAGAUUACUUGCAAUUGUGCCUUUAAAACCCAAAGAUCGAGGAAAUGGUUCAUUAUGUGUGUACACACCACCCGACAUCAGACGUAAAUUAAUUAAGAGUAGAAUCAAUCAAUUUAAUAUUGGUUUAUAUGAUAAUACACAUACAUUGAUACCAUUCAGCGGUGGCACUGUUAAUAUCGAGUGUGUGCUUGAAUAACAAUGUUAAGGAUAAAAUUCAGAGUGCCACACACUAAUGAUAAUAGACCUGCAGGUCUUGUACCUAUUGAAUAUGAAUAUACAAAUGGUGUUGUUUCAUUCGAAUAAUAUUAACAAAUGAGCAGGCGUGUUUUAUUAGGUUUAAAGACACGGGCGCGCAGCGCGAGUGGCUUUAGACCUAAUAAAACACAACCUGCGAGUUUAUUAAACGGCUUCAAACACGACUACAAAUUCAAUAGAUAAACUGCCUUAUUAGUAUUCUUUAUAUAAAAAAUACUAAUGAGGACACGACUACGACUACAAAAUCCAAUAGAUAAACUGCCUUAUUAGUAUUCUUUAUAUAAAAAAUACUAAUGAGGACACGACUACAAUAGAUACUGCCUUAUUAGUAUUCUUUAUAUAAAGAAUACUAAUUAGUGUUUUAUCAGGUUUAAAGCCACUGCACGUGACAUAUUAUGGUUGACAUGAUUUGCCAAUAAGCUUAUGAAUUAUUAAUGAGUGUUUGAAGCUUCAGAUAAACUAACCGGUGCAGAAAUUAAAGAUCCAUUUCAUAUUGCGUUUCCAGAGAUCGAUAAUUUUACCGUGUGUAUUAAUGAAGCAGAAAUACCCCCUGUUUAUCAUAAUUCACAAGAAGCGUAUAUGUCUUUAAGACAAAUUUUGGAUCUUCGCUAUAGUGAAAUGCCAUUUUCUUAUGAUGAUUAUGUAACAGACUAUGGAAUCAUAGUCAAUGAUUUAUCCCCAAAUCGCGAUGGCCAUUCUCAAGUUUUACCUAAUGCAACAAGCGGUAAUGUCGGUAUCAAAUUAACUUUUACACAAGACACAGCAGUCGCACAACAACUUAUCUGUGUUGGUGAAUUCCGCAAUCAAUUGAAUGUGGGUUAUGGGACACAAGCUCGUUUAAGGUGGCUCCCUACAGUUAUUCUUGUUUACCCAAUAAUUCCGUAAAACAGGCUUAUUUGUGCAGAACGCGAAUUUGUUUCGAUUUGGUGACAAUAUUGGUCAACUAAGGAAUAUUUCGAACUGGAUUUCGACAAGUCAGCAUUACCAUGGCAACAUGACGACAGCACAAAACCUUCCAAUUUAACCCAUAAAUGUGCCGCUAUCUCACAAACGAUGUCGGUGACCUAUCUUGUGGUGACCUAUCUUGACCCAAUUGUGGUAAAAGUUUAAAAAAAUUCUGUAGUGUGUGAUAUUUUUAAAAGCGAAAAUUUUAAUGCGAAAUUUCCACACUACAGAUUUUUUUUAAAAAUUGAAAUUUAUAUAAUUUACUGCAAAAUAAAUUCAUGGUCAAAAUUUGAAGAUAGGUCACCGAUGAAACUAAUUUGUAAAAUGCAAAUAAAGUUAGAAAAUAGCCUCGUGUAACUCGAGAAAUUCCCCUUAUUAGAAAAUCCCCCUAUAUAAAAGAUUGUACGCGGGCGCAGAACGAGUUUUCAUUCAGCAAAAUCGAGCGGAAAUGUUGUUUUUACUGUUUUGUUUUUGUCAACUUUUCGAUUUAUUUGAGUGCCAUGGACAGCCAAGGAUUAAUGUGAAGGAUCAAAUCGAUGAAAACAAGGUUGAAGCUAAUUAAACCCUGCCGUUUACUCAAUCUAUGAGCUGUAACAGCCUAUUAACAGGUGGACGUGUUUUUUUGUUUCAUGUUUGGUUUUGUACUUUUUGCUAAAAAUGAACAAUUAGGCUAUGAAACUGAAAUAUUUUUCUGUUUACAUAUAAUCACUUUAAUCUUGUAGAAACACGACUAAAAACGUGAACGUUUUCUUGAGAAGUAAAUAACUUUUUAAACGUUUGUAUGCAAUUUUGCAAAUGUUUUACAGUUGACAGUGUAUAUUUAAAAAAAUUUAAAAACAUUGUUUCAUAGCUAUUUUUUGGUCUAGUGAUAUUCAUAUCAUAUGUAGAAUUGCUGUACAGACUCGCAAGUGAUUUGGCACUCAAAACGAAGUAUUAUUCAAUGCUUUUUUCCAUUAGAAACCUUUCAGAAAUAGCUUUAUUUUUGAAAAAAGCGUGGUCAAUUUUUGUUUUGUUUUGAUCAUGCGGUUGCGUGGGAUAGUUCACAUACUGGUCCCGCGAACAUCCCGCACGCAACUGUAGGGAGCCUCCUUAAAAUAUGAUUUUUAAAAAAUAUAAAAUCAUAUUGCAUCAUGGGGUGUACGCGCAAGACGUUAAAAACCGGUGCAGAUAAGAAAAAGGAAUCUUUUGUUUGUCAACCUCGUAUACCAAACCCUAAAAUUACUAGCGGUAAAGGUGUAAAUAUUCAAACUGUUCAUAUUCACAGCAUAAUAUAGAAACAGGAAGAAGUAGAAGAAUUACUAGCGGUAAAGGUGUAAAUAUUCAAACUGUUCAUAUUCACAGCAUAAUAUAGAAACAGGAAGAAGUAGAAGAAAAUUAGAAACAGGAAGAAGUAGAAGAAAAUUAUUGUGAACCGACAGAAAAAUAUUUUGAAUCCGAUAUUGUUGUGAACCGACAGAAAAAUAUUUUGAAUCCGAUAUUGUUGAGCAACAUCCUCACACACCCAUUGAAAUUGACGAUGUACAACAACAACAAUAUGAAGGUUAUGAUGAUGAUAAUAAUAAUAAUAAUGAUAAUGGUUGUGAUGAGAUAGUUGGUGGUGAAAAUAAUGAAUUAGACGAAGAAGCCAUUAAUUCAUUCAUACUUCAAUUAUUUCAGUUAAAAAAAAAUCUUAUGAAAAAAAGAGAAAACAGAAUUAUUCCUAGUGUUAACAAAUACUUAAAAUUAGAUUUUGAAGAAAAAGGUGAACAGCUUACACCAACCGUUACUCGAAAUUUAUUACAUAUUUGCGAAUUAAUAUUAGCAGAUAAAAUACAUAUUGAUGUGUCGCCAGGCGACAGAGAAGUUAUGGAAUAUAUUGUCGAUAAAGAUUGUCCGACAAAGGAUAAAAGGUUCACACUUGUCGAAGAUUUCUGCAUACACAGAUAUAUUUGUAAAGCUGUUAAAAAACUAGACGAAAUACAAUGUUUAGAACAACAAAAGCAAAAUGGGCAAAAACGUCAGACCGUUAGCUCUAAUAGACGUUGA
Molecule: messenger RNA, 3928 nt
Organism: Paramuricea clavata
Lineage: Eukaryota; Metazoa; Cnidaria; Anthozoa; Malacalcyonacea; Plexauridae
Source: the annotation of a GenBank genome assembly